ACGUCUCACUAUAACGUUCCAGUGCGUCUCAUUCUAUCACAUCAGGCAUCUAUCGAUUGAACGAACGGUUAUCGGAUUGAACUGUACGAAGGGCUGUUGCUCGCUCCUUCCCAUUUAUUGAAAACUCACUCCGUAAUUACUUCUGUAAUUCCCUACGCGUCAACUAUUUAUCCUACUGGAGGAAGGGUUGGCUGAAUUGAAUAAUGUCUUCAACGGCCACGCAGCGCUCGUUGCUGCUAGCGCUGAGCGGUGUGUCGCUAGCAGCACUAUUUUUAUGGUACCUACAAUCGAAGAAAGGACGAAAAAGUCCAUCUAUAAAAGACAUCGAAAAGAAGAAAGUCGCAGAUGAGGUGGACAGCAGGCAGAAGGAGCGCGCACUAACUACGACAGUUCGUGAGUCAUUGCCGGAGAAGAAAGAAGAGAAAGUUAUAGAAGAACCAGCUGAGUCACAACCAGCGCCUCCAGCGGUGAUUCCUACCAUAGAAUCUCUUGCUGGACAGCCAGAAAUGACCACUGCUCCUGAGACUGGUCAGGUGUCACAAGUGGACUCUUCACCAGUUCCCAUGGUCAACGGAAUUGCGAAAGAAGCAGAUGAGGAAAAUGUGACUCAGUUGAAAGCUGGCAUUACCUAUGCAGAGGCGGCGAAGGAGGACCACACCUCUGUCGAAGAAAGUGAAAAUCAAACGAAGAAAAACCCAACACAAUCGGAAGAGUCUGCUGAGGAGACCGCGGAUCUUCAUCAGCAACUUGUUCUUGAUGUGUCGCACCAGGCCGAACCAGAAGCAUUUUCAUGGUCGGACGAAAUGGAGAGAAGUUAUGAAGAAAGUCGUAAAAAGGAGGAAGAAGAACGGCAACAAAAUGAAGGCAGUGGAGGAAAUGGAUCCGGCGACUACACUACAAGUGAUUCACCAGGACUUGCAAGUCAAAAUUCAGAGGUGUCUUCACAAGAUUCGGGACGUGCCACCGGUGGCUUGGCGUCGUCCCUCUCUCCUAUGGAUGAGGCGGGCGACGUCCUGCCAAUGUACGAGUUUGAAAUUCCGAACACACUAGUUGGAUUAAUUAUUGGUAUCAAAGGAAAAACGAUAAAGGAACUCAGUACCAGAACGGACGUACGAAUGCUUAUACGACAACAUCACACACCGGAAAAAGUUGAUACACAUCAGAUAUGCCAGGUUCGCGGAAAACGUGAGCAAAUCAACCGCUGUCUUCAAAUGUUACGCCGGAGAUUCCCACCGGCACGAUUCCCAGAACUGAAUUUACAGCCAGUAUUGCCACCACCACUACCAAACAACCUGUUUGAUGCUCUUGCUUCACAACCCAGCUGGCUUACACUUCCCGACGCCAUACCAUGCGAGGUCGUCUGUUCGUCGGUAAUCGAUCCUGGACACUUCUUCCUUCAACAACCGACACAUCCAUCAUUUUCAUCCCUAUCACAUCUUGAUAUGUAUAUGAUUCGACUUUACAGCCAAGGCACAGACAUUCCAGAUUUACCUAAACCGUGCCAAACUGGUCUAUUGUGUGCGGCUCCAGUGCUUGGCGCUUGGUUCCGUGCAGUCACAGUCAGCUAUUAUGCCGAAACAGAUGAGGUUAUGCUAAGAUUCGUCGAUUAUGGUGGUUACACCCGGUUACCUCGAAGCGAAUUGAGACAAAUAAGGACGGAUUUAAUGUCAUUGCCAUUCCAAGCUAUUGAAUGCUACCUUGCACAUGUGCAACCAAUUGAUGGAACCUGGCAAUGGGGUGAGGCAGCAUUCGCACAUUUCCAAAAACUUUGCAUGGGCAAAGUAAUGAAUGCAACAGUGGUUGGAUUCAACGUGAGUGAUAAAGUACCAAUGGUGGAAUUAACAGUUCUUGAUGAAGAAAACAAGCCCAUACGCGUUGACAAGGACUUAAUGGAAAAUGGUUUCGCUAAAGCAUCGGACCCAUCGAAACUACAAAAAGUCGCAGCAUCGAAGUCUCGGACGUUGUCUACGCACUCCACGGCUCCCGUGAUUGCGGCCGUCUAAGCGGCUCGAGCUCAUAGCGAGUAGUUGUUAGCUCAGCGCAAAGGAGUCUUGCCCUUUUUUCGUUUUCCAUACAGCUAAGCUAUUCUUAAUUUUUCGAACAGAUGUAAUGAUUUGAGCAGCUCCCUGUUUUUCUUCAUCUUUCCCUCGUCAUAUCCCUAUAUAAGAAACAGGCCCCCGCACGACGAUCAUAUAUCUAGCGUCUAGAGUUAGCCAUCCAUAGUCUAUAGCUAUUUUGUUGUGUUUGUGGUUGGUUGUUGCUCUCUUAUUUCCUCUUCAUUAUCUCUCUUACAUGUUAUUUUCCCCUAUACUAUCGGUUUUCUGGUUAUCCCUUUCGUCGUUGGACCAUCGUUUAUCGUUAUCUCCUUCCAACUUCGGUCGUUCAGAACGUGUUUCAAGCAUCUAUCAUUUUAUUAAUAUACUAAAAACUCUACGUUUCUGUUGUUUGUAGAAUAAUAGUCUAUAGUGUCUAGGCAGAGAAAGAGAGUUUAUCGAAUCACAUCGCAAAAGCGCAUCCCCCGGUCCUGCUAUGUGUCCCACAGUUGCCUUUUCUAUUUUGUUCUGUUUUCGCUCUUUUUCUAUUAUAGCUCGAGAUCAGGUACUCGCCGAUGCUCGGUCACUCUGUUUUUCCUCGUAAAGGGACAAUAUUCUAUAUAUCUUGGUCACUUUCGUGUUCUAGGGUCGACCUCAAUGUCGAGGUGAUUUUAUUCUGUUCUGUUUCUUUCCUUUUUUGUUCCUUCGUUUUUCAAACCUGAUUUUCGUUCUAGGGAGCGAAAAUACUAUACAAAGAGAGUUGUUGAUUUUGUUGAGCUGAUUUCUAAUCUCCACUAUCACCCUUCAGUCAUUUUCAAAUCCCAAUCGACUGUUCUAUCCUAGAAGUGUCUAUGGCUUUGACUUGUUUGUAGAUUCCAAGCAUGAGAAAAUGAGUGACAAUAAGGUGUAGAUUGUCUGAGGGCCCGCAAGUUUUUUUGUGACGGAUAUACUGUAUACUGUAUGUACUGUAGUAUGCGUCUGAGGCGAUUUUUCUCUGAAUCCACGAUUGUUAUAUCUUUUUUCUCCCUUUUCUUUAUCAUUUGUUUCACUCAUCAUCAAAUCCACCACGUGACCACUGAACCUCCCAUUACACCCUCCAAGUAAUAUAUCUGUAUAUUCUUUUCAUCCCCUUCGUUCCCCCCCCCCCCCCCCCCCUUUAUGGUUUAUUUCUUCCCCAAAUUUUUUAGUGCUUUGUACGAAUCAAUACAUAUUUCAUUCUUCC
This is a messenger RNA of Cylicocyclus nassatus, 3255 nucleotides long. The record is from the annotation of a GenBank genome assembly. NCBI's taxonomy places the organism in Eukaryota, Metazoa, Nematoda, Chromadorea, Rhabditida, Strongylidae.